GGGUUCCCGCUUCCGUCCCCGCAGCCCGGCGCCCGUUCCCCCCGUCUCGGCGUCUCCCCGCGCCCUGCAGCCUCGGCCGCGGCAGCGCGGGCCACGCCGGCCGUGCCGCACUCGGAGAAUUAACUGGGUUUCAAAAUGAAAGUGAGGAAGUUCUGGGAAAUAUUAAUUUGAACAGGAAUUAUUGUUGAAUAUAAUCCAGGAAUGAUACAAUGUUAAUUCUAUGUUCAACUCCAUAAGGAUCUUCACUAAGGAACUGCAGUGAAACAAACACAGAAUAAUUUUUCUUCAGUACAAUGUGGUGAAGUGGAGGAACAGAAAUUGUCCUCUUCUGUACAGGCUAAGGACUUAAAAUGUGUGUUGCUUUGUGAACAGAAGCAGUUCUGGAGUGAACUGAGCAUCUGAAAAUGCGGCCAUGGACUGGUUCCUGGCGUUGGAUUAUGCUCAUCCUCUUUGCUUGGGGAACUUUGCUCUUCUAUAUUGGUGGACACCUGGUACGAGACAGUGAGCAUCCAGAUCAUUCUAGUCGUGAAUUGUCCAAGAUACUUGCUAAACUUGAGCGUUUAAAACAACAAAAUGAAGACUUAAGGCGGAUGGCAGAAUCUCUCAGGAUACCAGAUGGACCCAUUGAUCAGGGACCAGCUGCAGGAAAAGUACAUGCUUUAGAGGAGCAGCUUUUAAAGGCCAAAGAACAGAUAGAAAACUAUAAGAAGCAGACAGGAGAUGGAGGCCUUGGAAAAGAUCAUGAAAUACUGAGGAGAAGGAUUGAAAAUGGGGCUAAAGAACUUUGGUUUUUCCUCCAGAGUGAAUUGAAGAAGUUAAAAAAUUUGGAAGGAAAUGAACUGCAAAGACGCAUAGAUGAAUUUCUGUCUGAUUUGGGGCAUCAGGAAAGGUCAAUAAUGACAGACUUGUACUACCUCAGUCAAACAGAUGGAGCAGGAGAUUGGCGAGAAAAAGAGGCCAAAGAUCUAACAGAUCUGGUACAGAGGAGAAUAACUUACUUACAGAACCCGAAGGACUGCAGCAAAGCUAAGAAACUUGUCUGUAAUAUUAACAAAGGUUGUGGCUAUGGUUGUCAGCUUCAUCAUGUAGUCUACUGCUUCAUGAUUGCUUAUGGCACUCAGCGAACACUCAUUUUAGAGUCUCAGAAUUGGCGCUAUGCUACUGGUGGCUGGGAAACUGUAUUUAGACCUGUAAGCGAGACAUGUACUGACAGAUCUGGUACAACAACUGGACACUGGUCAGGUGAGGCUAAUGAUAAGGAUGUACAGGUGGUGGAGCUCCCUAUUGUUGACAGCUUACAUCCACGGCCACCUUAUUUACCACUGGCUGUCCCUGAAGACCUGGCUGAUAGACUAAUUCGUGUUCAUGGGGAUCCUGCAGUAUGGUGGGUUUCACAGUUUGUCAAAUACUUGAUUCGUCCACAGCCUUGGCUGGAAAAAGAAAUAGAGGAAGCCACAAGGAAACUCGGAUUCAAACAUCCUGUGAUUGGUGUUCAUGUUCGGAGGACAGACAAAGUGGGAACAGAGGCAGCAUUUCAUCCCAUUGAAGAAUAUAUGGUGCAUGUUGAAGAGCGGUUUGAACUUCUUGCUCGUAGAAUGCAUGUUGAUAAAAAGAGAGUAUAUUUGGCUACAGAUGACCCUUCAUUAUUGCAAGAGGCCAAAUCCAAGUAUCCAAAUUAUGAAUUUAUCAGUGAUAACUCCAUAUCUUGGUCAGCGGGACUUCAUAAUCGAUACACUGAAAACUCCCUAAGAGGUGUUAUUCUGGAUAUCCACUUUUUGUCUCAGGCGGACUUCCUGGUCUGUACAUUUUCAUCCCAGGUUUGUCGAGUCGCCUAUGAAAUUAUGCAGACGCUGCAUCCAGAUGCUUCAGCAUAUUUCCAUUCUUUGGAUGAUAUCUACUACUUUGGGGGACAGAAUGCACAUAACCAGAUUGCUGUUUAUGCUCAUCAUCCACGAACUGCUGAUGAAAUUCCUAUGGAACCUGGAGAUAUAAUUGGAGUAGCUGGAAAUCACUGGGAUGGUUAUUCAAAAGGAAUCAAUAGGAAAUUAGGAAAAACAGGCCUGUACCCGUCCUAUAAAGUUAAGGAGAAAAUUGAGACAGUCAAAUACCCUACAUACCCAGAGGCUGAAAAGUAGAAUAAAAGGAAGACAUUUGGCAGUUAAAUCUCACUUCUUUGACUCAAAUCAGUCAACAUACUAAUGGUUUAUAUGGGAUUUGAAUUUGCAUUUUAACAUGCAUUUAAAAUCAAAGCCUUUGGUAACGAAACUGGAUAAGAAACUGAGAACAGAUGGAUGGGCUAUUAUCUGAACUCACUCCUAAACAUUUUUUGUUAUAUGCACUCUCACACAUGCACACACACAAAUGCAUACAGCAGGAAAACUGUUGUUUUAUACUUUUUGUCUCUUCAAGAUUUGUUCCAGUCAGUAGUCUUAUGUGAGCUCUCAGCUCUUUUCUCUGCCAUUAUAUGACAAUAAUGCUCAGACUUAUAACACUGCCAUAUUGUGUAAUUUGAGUAACAUGAACAUAUUUUGUAUGUGCAAAAUUUAAAACAUGGUGCCUAUAUCUGAAAGAUUUGUGACAUUUUUAAAAGAGCCAUGCCUGUUUCACUGAUGCGCAAGAGUCAGUUUUCAGUUGUUACCAUGAUCACUGGAUUUGCUUCAAAGAGAUUCAAAUUUCAGACUAGAUUUCUUUACAAGUUUAUUUUUAGCAUUCCAUUCGUUACUUCUCAUGAUUAAUAAAAUAAAGGAUACAUCCAACAAUGAAAUAAUCACUGUCUGUUAGGAGCUUUUGUAAAACCAUGCCAUAAACAAAUUUGUCAGUACUGAAUGUUUUUGGACAUUGCUUUUGAUUUAAAAAAAAACAAGAACAAAAAACCAGAAGAAGAAAGUGGCAGAACUGGAGUUUCAUCAAAUGUACAUGCACUUAGAAUGACAGCAGGUGGUGGCAGAGUGGUUCUCGGUUCUGUGGACAGCAAGUUUUAACAGGAUGACUUCAGUGGCAUGUUUUCUUACACCUGUUUUCAAGCAUUUUCUUUUACCCUCUAUGUUUCUCUUAUGAAAGUAUUUUUUUAGUACUACAGGUAGCUAUUUAUAAUUCAGGCAUUGUAUCUUGUUGAUUUGAAGCAAAAAUAUUCCAGGUCUCCUAUUUUUAGAUCCCUUCAAUUCACAUGUUAUUUCAGGAGGCGUAUAUGCUGUUUUCACUGCAUUAGUGCUCAAAAAAGAAAUUAAAAAAAAAAAAAAAUCCAUCAGUUUACCCAGAAAUUAGUAGGUUCCAGUAAAAUAUACACAAGAGUACAGUUUAUGCAUGAUAUUAAGUUGUUAGUAAUUUUUAGUGUUUUGAGGUCUGCUGCUAGUCUAUACAGAAAAGAGAAUUUAAAAAUUUUACAAACAGAUUCACAGAUUUUGAGGGUUAUGUAUGUGUGUGUAUAUGUAAAUGUACAAGAUAUUAAUAGUAUUUCCAAUUGAGAAUAGUAUUAAAAAUAUUGUACAGGUUCUGGUGCUAUCAGAGUUGGGAUACUGGAAGUAAAGACAAUCUUUACUCUUCAGAUACUGAGAAAGUGCCACAUGAGUAAAUGUUUUUAAAAAGUGUGGCUGUUAAAGCUUAAAAUGAUAUUUAAUUUUAUUUAUGAAGACAUCAAGGACAGUUUUGACUCAAGAACGAAUAAAUGCACUUGAUCAUGAAUAAUUUCUACUAUAAAGUAGAUGGAAAUCCCUGGAGCUGUGAAGUUUAGCAAUAGUUUUCUAAUUGAAAUAGUGAUGAAUUAGGUGAAGUAUGGUUGGUAUAUGGUCAAAUUAACUAAUUAGUUCCCUGUGGCAUUGUUUGCAGGGCAGAUCCUGUAGAUCCCUUGCAGUUAUGUGUUCCUCAAGUGAAAAGCUAUUGUGUUUUGAAAAAGAACAAAAUCAAAAGUGCUGUGGAGAAAAAAGAUAAGUUACCUGCUACUAGUAUGAAAUAGAUAUCUUGGUAAAAAAUAUACCAAAUGUUUUAAUGAAUAAUUGAAGAGUAAAGGAAAAUGAAUAAAAGAAAGGCAAGAAAUGUUGAAAUUGAAUAUUUGUGACUAAAGCUGACUCAAGUUAACUAGUAUUUCUGUAUUUUUUAAAAAGAACUGAGGAAGCUGUUUGGCGUUAGAUUACCAUCUAAGUGAUUUUGACAAAUUUUCUAUCAGCUUAAGCCAAACUUGUGGCAUUUUGGAGGUACAAAUGAAAGCUAAUACAUAACUUUUCCUUAAAUUUGUAUGGUCCAUGUAAAGCUAUUAUUGUUAUUGAAACUUGAAAAUAUUGAAAGGUAAAAAUAUUUCUUAGUGGUUAAAUCAAUGCAUUUUAUCUUUGGGAAAUGUAAUUUAUAACUAUUUCCAUACAAGUAUUACAUUAUCUAUUGGAUAUUUUUAGAUUUUGGAUGUUUUAUUUUUGAAGCUCUUUAUUUACACCUUCAGACAUCAUAGUUCCAAGCUCGUUUAUUGGGACUGGCACAAAAAUAGUAUAAAUGAAUUAACAUAUGAGAAAAUCCUCUGUAGUCAGGGAAGCUGAUAAAAAAUAUCACAAGAAAAGAUAAAUAACAGAAUAUUUAAGAUGAACCCAAAGGCAAGAACAUAUCUUCUGAUGUAGUGACCAUAAAACUGAAAACACUGAUGCUGUGGAGUAAAUAUCCAUAUAAUUUGGCAAUUGCUUAACUAACUGUAAAGCUGACGAAAUAUUGGCAAGGUGCUUGUGUGUUCUUACGUAUUCCAAGUACCUAAUAAAUAAUUCUCUUAUUGUCUUUGAUGAAAAUGAUGGUUAAAUCAUAUGAAAUUAUAGAAUUAUUGUUAAUAAUUAAGACACGUUUUAAUGUAGAUGCUGUGACCUUAUUCCUCUGGAUCAUAUUCUCUAUUGCUUACAGUGCAGUGCUUCUCAGAGGAAGCAUCAUAGCAGUAGGCUGUUUGCUGGAUGUAUCUGUCUCUAGAGAUGUUUUCCUAAAGACUGUGAGUCAGUUAUGGCCUAGAGUUCUGGGACCUUGGGAUGUUAAAAGUGAUUAUCAAUUACAGUGAAAUCAAGAUAGAUCCCUCUUUCCGUACUAUGGUUAAAUGAAGAUGAGACCUCCAAUUUUCUAUUGUAGCUAAACAAACAAACAAAACAAAACAACAACAACAACAAAACAGGAAUAAAAAAUUGUCUUACAUACCUGAAAGAAUGCAGAAUUUUUGAAAGUUUUAAAACUCAUUAAGGUACUAUCCAGAAUACUUGCAAGCAGGCAUUUACACACCUUGUUUGUUUCAUUCACUUUGUAGCUCUGCAAUGGUUUUUGCCUCAUACCAAACUACCAAGUCCUUAUACAGGUCCUUAUAGUCUCUCAAACAAGAUAAUAUUUAAUUAAAUUUUUUCUCUUUAAGAAGCAUUUGUGCAUGUGUGAGUGUGUUGUAUUCAUAAAGAAAAAAAAAAACACAAACAAGAAACAAUACUGUUUCCUUCUUUGUUAAUUUAUAAUUGUUAUGUUCUUUGUAAUAACUUAUUUUCUAGGUAAAUGUAGUCUCUGUAUACAAAAUAUUCUAAUUCUCAGUAGCUGGUCUAAGAACUAUAUUCUGACAUUCAGUUAACUAGUCUUCUGUGACCAUGGUGCACCUUAUAGCCUGGGACCAUAGUCAGCUCACUGCUGCAAUUACACCAACCUGAGUUCUGUUCUUAAUUUUCAGCCCAACAUGCAGUCACUUGGAUGGAAUUCCCAAAUUUCCUCUUCCAACAUGCUGUCUUGGUGAACUGCAAAAUAUUGUGGAUUUGUUCAUGAAGGAUGAUGUUUUAUUUCAAAAUCUAAAAGUACUUUUCUUCAGAGAAAUGUUUUGUCUACCCCUUCUACCAAUGGACUUCAAGGAGACUUGUGAUUAUCAGAAAGAUUUAUCUUUACUGAUUUUUCAGAAAAUAGAACUGAUCAUACUUCUUUUACGGAGAGGGAUUCAUAAUCUGAAAGCUUCCUCCAAAACUGAAACAUGUUUCAUUUUCAUGAUAGGCUUUUGUUUCUUUAAUAUGCAGUUAGAAGAUCUGAGUAUCAGCUUCUGAGGUAGAAUCAUAAUAAUAUGUAAAAUAGAAAAUUUUCAUUACAUGUUCUCCUAGCUAAAGGGAGAAUGACUUUGCUUCAUGCCAAUGGAGCAGCACCUACGACUUAGGUCUUUUUCAAAACAGUGAAUUGAACUUUUGGUUUUUCAGUUCAUAGGAGUCUUUGCAAUGUAAUCUCUCUAAUGUUUGAAGAAUCCAGGUGAAAAGCCUUUGCUUAGUUUGUGAGGUGGGGAAUAAGUCUAAAACAACUAGAUAUUUUAUACUUCUAAGUUGCUGGAUCAAUUUUAUAAAGCCACAGGAUACGAAUAAACCUUUCAGAGAUUAAUGAUCUUUGCCAGCAGAUCCUUGCCAAAAAUACUUAAUUUGCAGUCCCUUUUUUUAUUUUGCCUUGUGCAGGUCUUAGUCUUGUUUAUAAACAUCAUGCUGGUUAUGUUCUGGUCAUUGGCUGUUACUAUAUUACUUAUUUAUUUGUUGUUUUGUUGAUGAAGUCUAGCUGAAAUGUUCUUAAAGGACUUAAAUUUUAUUUGGUUUACUUGAAUUAAAAUCACAUUUAUAUCUCACUAAAAAUUCCAUUUGCUGAACCAUCACUAGAAUUCUUUUCAGAAGCUGCAGGCUUAUGUCAAGGGCUACAUUAUGUACUGCAGAUUUUUAAGGAGCAAGACUGUAGCAAAAAAAAAAUAAUU
Coturnix japonica (Japanese quail) is the source of this 6703-nucleotide messenger RNA. It is a transcript of the gene FUT8, whose product is annotated as fucosyltransferase 8. The record is from RefSeq and is a predicted model, not a curated record. Gene Ontology annotation, biological process: protein N-linked glycosylation. Gene Ontology annotation, molecular function: protein binding; glycoprotein 6-alpha-L-fucosyltransferase activity. Gene Ontology annotation, cellular component: Golgi cisterna membrane. Lineage: Eukaryota; Metazoa; Chordata; Aves; Galliformes; Phasianidae.